CUUGGAUUUGGAUUUUUCAUGAUCUGCUAUGUUCUACUAGUCGAGAACUUUCAUUUGAUACCCAUACUGAUGAUGAUGAGGCUGCGGUAGAAAUAAACGGUACAUUAAUUGUCGUGAAUUUUUUUCCAACAGUACAGUACUUGAUGGUAUAGUCAGUGUCUAUUUGAAAUCCAAACAAAUUGGUCCAGUAUUUCUGCAGAGUUGUGAAAAAAAUAUCGUUUCGAACAAGCAAAAUGUGGAACGAGAAAGAGAUUCCCAUGAAUUUCGUAAGCAUCGAAUUGAUCACGGAAAUAUUAGCAGUAACAGAUGAUAAUUGUUUCUUGUCCCGAAGAAUGAGAAAACACCUUGAGAGCCUUCCGCGCAUAGACCGUAAGAAAACUGUGGAACACCAAACAUAUAUUGGCUUCUUACCACUUUUCACUGCCUGUAACCAAAGGAAUAUUCGCAUUAUCGAAUAUUUGAUAACAGUGUGCGAUGCCAGCACCGAUCAGACCAGUUACUACCUGUGUGAGAACGAUCGAGCGUACAAUAUCACACCGCUGGGUAGAGCUUGCUUCACCGGAAAUAUGCCGGUCGUGGAAUGCCUCCUACGGUUGGGUUGCGAUCCAAAUGGUCCCUUCGAGGAUGGAUUAACACCGCUGCACAUUGCGUUCCGGAGGAAAAAAAUGAAUGUAGUUCAAUAUUUGCUGGACAACGGAGCGGACUUACAUAGACCGAGCUACGAUGGUACGACCUGUCUCAUGAGUGUUUCCCAAUCGGUACACCUAACAGCUUAUCUGCUCAAAAACGGGGCAGAUCCCAAUGCGUGUACCGUUCACAACGAGACCGCUCUGCACUACAGUAUUGAACGACGAAAACUCGAAACAACUUGUCUGCUGCUGCAACAUGGAGCUGAUCCGUUUCAUAAAAACAGCAAAGGAGCUGACGCACUGCAGAUGGCGUGCAUCUAUUCAGCAGCUGAAAUUGUCGAAUAUCUCAUUAACCACUAUGCAUAUUCGGCCGAAAGAUUGGCUGAUGCUUACGAACUCAUUGGAUCCUCAUUUAUCGAUUUUCAUUACGACUGGUAUAAAGCAUUGGAAUAUUUGCGGAAGGCUCACUUCAUCCGAACGAAUGGUUCAAGCUACAUUGCGAAAAGACCGCAUACUUCACCACGGUUCGAAUUCGAUUACGCAGUUGAGUAUACCACGAGGGAAGAACUGGAAGAAAUCAGAUCGAGUAUUGACGCGUUACGGAUGCAGAGUUUGCUGAUAUGCGAAAGGAUUUUAGGAAUUGACCACGAGGAAACCUUGCGGCGGUUGCUGAAAAGAGGUUGGAUGUAUCAGGAUGUCCGUCCACAAAUGUGUUUUGAUCUGUGGAUGUUGCUGUUAAAGAUCCAAAUUGAUAAGUAUUCCAUUUUACACACCAAUACAAAGGACUCGGCACAGCAAAUCGUAUUAAUGUUAAUGACAAUAUUGAGAGAGCCGGAUGCAAGUGCGAAUGAUCACGAGUUUCCCUUAUUCGAGAGAGCUUUAGCUGUGUUUGAAUUACUAACCGCCAAGAUCAUCGAGACACGACAUCUGAUAGAGAUACAACCGGCCGAUUUGCAGCAGCAGAAGACCUACGAUAAGAUAAUUCAAUAUUUAAUGUAUCUCAUAUAUAUUUUGAUCGACAAGUCUUCAUGUGCAGAUGAGGAUGAAUUGAUUGAAAACAAAGUUCGCGAGUUGGUUCAACAGGAUAUACGAUGUACGGAAAACAAAGAAACAUUGCUGCAUCUAACCGUUGGCGGUUUAAAUAAGUUAGAGGAAGUAGAUUGGUGGGAAGAUGACAGUACAGCUUACACAUUCCCUGAUGUCAAGAUGAUGAAGCUGCUGCUGAAGUGUGGAGCUGACGUCAAUGCGAGAGAUAGAACAAAAUCGACGCCUCUACACCUUUCAGCCCCCUACGACGAUACGGAAAUCGUCAAAACUUUGCUCGAGUAUGGUGCCCACAUUGAUAUACCGAAUGUGUACUCAUUAAGGCCAUCGGAGCUACUCGUUUCGGAGGAUUCCGUACACGAUAUAUCACUGGGUAGCUACAUCUCACUUAAAUGUCUAUGCGCGAAUGCUAUUAUUGAAAAAGACAUACCCUAUGAGAACAAAUUUCCCCACGCAUUGGAACGUUUUAUUCGGGCACAUGACUUUUGACAGCAAUAUCCAGUUUGCAGUAAUCUGCAAUCGA
Toxorhynchites rutilus septentrionalis is the source of this 2196-nucleotide messenger RNA. RefSeq names its product protein fem-1 homolog C-like. Gene Ontology annotation, cellular component: nucleus; cytoplasm. The record is from RefSeq and is a predicted model, not a curated record. Gene Ontology annotation, molecular function: protein binding. NCBI's taxonomy places the organism in Eukaryota, Metazoa, Arthropoda, Insecta, Diptera, Culicidae. The transcript is spliced from 2 exons. Bases 234 to 2162 code for a protein of 642 amino acids.